AAGGGGAGGCAAGCACCCUCGCACGCCAGAUUACCCCAGAGAAGUGGAAAAAUCUGACCCGAAAAGAGGAUGUUUCAGGUUAUUUUUUAACGGGGUGCUCCGAGCCGUUGGUGAACCCGCAGGCGGGCGGGUGUGCAUGCGCACUCCGGGCACUGUCAAGGCUUACGCAUGCGCACUCCCUGUCGGUCCCGAGCUUCCCCCCGCCUGCGCAGUGGCGCGCGAAGCCGGAGGAGCAGCAGCAGCAGCGGCGAUCGGCGGCGGUGGCGGGGGGGAAAUGGCGGCCGCGGUGCUGGCGGCGCCGGAGGGCGGCUCUGCCGUGAUGCCGGCGGGGAACGCGACGGCUUGUCCUCCGCCACCUGGUCCUUCAGGGCCGGGGUCGUGGAGUCGCUCCUUGGACCGAGCUUUAGAAGAAGCGGCGACCAGCGGUACCCUCAGUUUGAGCGGCAGGAAGCUCCGUGACUACCCGCGGGCCAGCGCCGCCAACCACGACCUCAGCGACACCACCCAGGCCGAUUUGUCUCGGAACAGGCUGUCAGAGCUUCCAGCAGAAGCAUGUCACUUUGUCUCCCUCGAGAGUCUUAAUCUGUACCAGAACUGCAUUCGAUAUAUCCCAGAGGCUGUUUUGAACUUACAAUCUUUAACAUUUCUAAAUAUCAGUCGAAACCAGCUUUCAACAUUGCCAGUACACCUCUGUAGUCUACCACUAAAAGUUUUGAUAGCAAGUAAUAAUAAGUUGGUUUCAAUACCUGAAGAAAUUGGACAGCUUAGACAGCUGACAGAGCUUGAUGUGAGCUGUAAUGAAAUACAGACAAUACCUCCACAGAUUGGCAAUUUGGAAUCUUUGCGGGACCUAAAUGUCAGAAGAAAUAAUUUGGUGCGUUUACCUGAAGAGCUUGCUGAGUUGCCUUUGAUUCGAUUAGAUUUCUCCUGCAAUAAAAUAACAACAAUACCAGUUUGUUAUAGGAACCUCAGACAUCUGCAGACCAUCAUGUUAGAGAACAACCCUCUCCAGUCACCCCCUGCACAGAUAUGUAUAAAAGGAAAAAUUCACAUAUUUAAAUACCUGAACAUAGAAGCAUGCAAGAUAGCUCCAGACUUGCCUGAUUAUGAUAGGAGACCCAUGGGAUUUGGAUCUUGCCAUGAGGAACUCUAUUCCAGUCGUCCAUACGGAGCACUUGAUUCUGGCUUCAAUAGUGUGGACAGUGGAGACAAAAGAUGGUCAGGGAAUGAACCAACAGAUGAGCUCUCAGAUCUCCCGUUACGUGUGGCAGAGAUCACUAAAGAACAGAGACUGCGAAGAGAAAGUCAGUAUCAAGAAAACCGAGGGAGCACAGUCGUAACUAAUGGUGGAGUGGAACAUGACCUCGAUCAGAUCGACUAUAUUGAUAGCUGUGCCACAGAAGAGGAGGAGGAAGAGGUGAGGCAACCCAAGUGCAUGGACUCAGACAGCCUCAGCUCACAAUUCAUGGCAUAUAUUGACCAGCGGCGAAUCUCUAACGAGAGUUCACCAGUAAAGCCUGUAUCUGUCAGAGAAUUUCAGAGAACAGAGGAUACAAGACGAUAUUUACAUCAAAACAGGGAUACUGAUGAAUUACGAAGACCUGAAACUCUAAAUUUGAUGCAGGACAGAGAGCAUCACCAAGUACAAAGGAGUUAUGUGGACAGGACAGAGAGACCCCCGGCUGAUUCACCUUACUUUCUAUCAAGUCACCACAGUCAGGUGCCUAAUACAGAUCCUGAGCUGCAUCGCAGGCACAUAGAGCGUACCCGUCGGGAGGCCCAGCUAGCAGCACUUCAGUAUGAAGAAGAGAGGAUGAGAACAAAACAGAUCCAGAGAGAAGCUGUUCUUGACUUUGUUAAGCAAAAAGCAUCCUUAAGUCCUCAGAAGCAAAGUCCCCUGGAUAGUGAGUGUCCCUUUCCAUCCAGAAGGUCUCAGCAUACUGAUGAUAGUGCCUUGUUAGUGAAUGGCUUUGAGCCUCUCUUUGUGUUUGAGAUUGACAGUAAUACCAAUACCAUUAAAAGAAGGCCAGGGACUCGCCAACAGUCGCUCUCAGGGUUGAAUCAAGAAAGCUGUGCUACUACCCUGCCUAAUGCCUCUACCUUCAGUCCUGUCAAGAGUGAUGACAGAUCUACCAUUUCUCCCAGCUCACCUACCACUCAGACAGUCCACCUUUCCCCUCCAUAUCCUGGCCAUGCAGCCCCGCCUUCCUAUAGAAACCCUUCCCAGCGACCUGAGAGUUUCCUUUUCCAAGCAGCUGUCAGGGAUGAAGCAAACAAAGCUUCUACUUCCUCUCAUACCCAUGCCUUGUCUCCUGCUAAUGAUUCUGCAGACCCUAGAGUAAGACAAAACUCCAAACAACGAGAGGAGGAGCUGGAGCUAAUAGAGCAGCUACGUAAGAAUAUAGAAUCACGGUUGAAAGUGUCAUUGCCCAGUGAUCUUGGAGCAGCUCUCACCGAUGGUGUCGUUCUGUGCCAUUUAGCAAAUCAUGUGCGUCCCCGAUCUGUUCCCAGCAUUCAUGUCCCCUCACCUGCUGUUCCUAAACUUACAAUGGCAAAAUGCAGACGAAACGUGGAGAAUUUUUUGGAAGCUUGCAGAAGGAUUGGAGUGCCUCAGGAGCAAUUAUGUUUGCCUCUACAUAUUUUAGAAGAGAAGGGUUUGACACAGGUAGCUGUGACUGUCCAGGCGCUCCUGGAGCUGGCACCCCCAAAGCAGCAGCAACUUCACCACUUGUCUGCUGUGUAAAGACCUCCAGGACCUUUUGGGUUACCUUGGCUAAGCAGAAGGACGUGAAGACGUUACUGCCCAUGCAGUACAUCCAAACACACAGAGCUCUGUUCUAAGGAAAUGAGUUUCCGUGAUUCCUGACAGGAAUGUUUUACUUCAUUGCUCCAUUUUUUUUGGAGAUCACAACAGUUUCCAAUAACAUUUUUAUUAUCAAUAUUUUUGCCCCUUAUUUAAAAAAGAGAGUUCGUUGGGAGGAGGGCAGGGAAUUCCAGCGGCUGGCUGUUGGGGCCAGCUGUAGAAACUGACCUUGUCGACUGAAGACAUGGGUGUAGAGUUUGGAAAGCAAUUCCUAGGGGAAUUCAUUUCUCAAAAGGAUGUUGCUGCAGUGGGCGCAUAGGGAAUGAAAUUUAUUUCCUUCCCCACAAGGUUCAAAGAAAGGCAAUUUCUUUGCCUCGAAAGAACAACAUCUAUUUCUAUUACAUAUAAAAAAAAUUGCAACCCACGCUCUUAACCUGCAGUGUUUGAUAACAGGGUCGAACCUUAUGCAGCUGCAACUUGUGUUGGCAUGUCCUCAUUACUUAAAAUUUGAAGGAAAAAGAAAACUGAUUUUUUUUCCCCGAAGGGAAAAAAUACUGCAUGUUUUCUCCACAAGAAACAUCUUAAUUAAAAGAUACUAAAUCAGAACUGCUCAAACUGUAUUAAUCGCAUUAGCAUUCUUGCUGGGUUCACUUUCUGUUUGGGUUUUAACAUGUCUUUAUCCAAAAAUGUUUCCAACAUCGGUGGAGGGAGAUCUCCUACCUCCCCUCACCUCCCCUUCUGCUCACGUAGGGAUGCGUUCGGUUACUCAGUGGUUUUGUCAAACGAUGACUAGAUGUCAUCAAGAACCAUGUCUAUAUUUUCACUGCAGUGUGAAGAAUUACAGCCUGCCAUGCUAAUCAUUAGAAACCUAUUAUCAAAUAAUACAUUUAUUAGGGGCUGAAUUAUCCCGUGCAGACAUGCCAAUACGGGUGAGUGUUCCAGCCACUGAGACAUUUAUCAUUUUAAGAACAUAAUUACUGAAUUUCCAGAGGUUGGCUGCAUAUUGCCAAAGCAGCAAUCUGUUGCAAAAGGUAGCUCCUAGUUGUGGGUUUAGUGAGGCUUUAAUAAAUAAAGCCUUUUAUCAUUGGAGUUUAUGUAGAGAUGCGCUGGUUUUACAGAGCUACCGUUAAUUCCUUCCUCUUUCCUUAACAUGUAAAUGGAAAUUCAAUAUACAGGAAUGGGAGCCAACAAGUUUUUCAUUUUGCUGGAAAAUUGACCUGCAAAACAAAGACUAGCUCUCUGUGGUCCUAGUGACAAGGCCAAGCUCUCUACCAGAUCAGUUCCAAAUUUUUUUUUUUUUUUUCCCCAAGAAAGACCUUGCGAAAUCCAGUUCUGCACCCAUGCAGUUCCUUUGUUAGGUUUUGGCCAAUUUAAAACAUCCGGAACAUUACGCUACUAAUACAUGGUGCAUGGGGUCCAAGGCUAACUUCAGGCAUCAGAGGUGUUGCAUCUGGGGAUAUAUUGGAAGCAGAAUACACCAAGGGGAUUUCAUGGGGAUAAAGGAAGGAGGAGAAAUGGGAGCAGGCUAGCUAAAAGUCAUUCUUGCAGAAGAAAACCUGCCCUGAGACAGUGGCAAGGACUGGUCUUUGCUGCAUUUUUCCCCUUUUGAUUUGCAAUUUUGUUUCUGCUCCAUUUUGCUUCAUGUAUUUCUUUCAAGGUCCAUUGUGGUGACUGUCGAAUCCCUUAUUUCACAUAAUUAUUCCAGUUGCUUCUUAUUGGCAUUGGUUGAUCACGCUGCAAGUGGAGAAGAACACCUGGAGGGUAUUUAAAACUGCACAGCUGAAAAAAGAAGCUUUUUCAUACUGGGUAAGCACAUUGCCCUCAGCCCUGCAAGAAAUGAAAAUGCCAAUAACUUGCAAUACAUGUAGGAAGAGGGCAGCUCCCUACAGACGUACUUUCCUCCUUAAGUAGCUGCUCUUGUGUUUCACUUAAUUUCGCUUGCAAAGAGUGUUGGUAAUUGUUAAAGGAUUGCAUAAAAGCGUCUGAAGUCUCUGCUGUCGUUUGCCAAGUGGAGGAUUGCCACUCGCAGCCAACAGCACAGACCACAAAUGCUUCUCAUACAUUUAUCUCUGCACACAAUUUGAAAGAGGGGGGCACUGACUUCACCUUAGUCUUCAACAUUAGGUCACUUGUAUUGUUACCAGGACGUGUUACUUUUUCAUAGCACGCCCUUCAUGGACUGUUUAAAUCUUCCCGUUCUAAGAAAACCAUUCCCUUUGAGGAAUUGUGAGGGUGUGGUGUUCACUCCAGUCCAGCUUCCAGCACUUGGGGAAAAUGAAACUUAACAGUGUUCAGGUUGGUGGAAGUUUGACAUUUCAUUAAUACUAGUUUUUAGGAAUUAACGGGGUGGGGAGUUGAGCCUGAACUGCAAGAAAUGGCCAUUUCCUCUCAUGUCUGGUUAACGCUGCCAUGCUUCUGUACAAGCGGUGCACAUGCUGAGUCUGUGUCGGGAGCAAUGGUUGCACGGCUGGGCAGGUGGCGUGUCCCCAGUGUCACUCACUGUUCUAAGCAAUGGUUCACUCUGGCAGUUUCAAUGUGUGCGAUCAUCUUAGUGUGAUGUUUAUAAUCCUGUGUUUUCACACUGGCAAACACUACAUCUUGAUCAGACGUUUAGGACAAAAAUCCAAACCUGAAGUUUCAUCAUAUGGUUUAUUUAAUGUGUUAUACUAAAAAUAACUUCAGUUCUCUUUUGCAAAGUGGGUUGGGAUUUUUUUGGUGUAUUUAUGUGCAAUUUUUGUUGUAUCCUGGGAAAAAAAUAUUUUAAAGAAAACGUAUAAAAUUCUAUUUUGUGUGUUAAAGCAAAGAGGCAAUUGUCUUUCCUCUGUGGGGCAUUUGUGCUGAAGGAUGUGGGAGGAAUCUACCCGAGUGUUUACACACCGACUCCCUUGUGUCACCGUCCUUCCUCGGACCGUGUGGAGCACCGAGCAGCGUCUGAGGCUCGGCAGGGUUCCACACUUGAGACUGAGCGGCGUGGGCGCUCGGGAGUCCCUGAUGGCAUUGCGGGGAUCGGGGCAAAACAGCCGGGGUUUGGGGCUUCCCCCUUGUGAAGGGGGAGGCGUUCAUAUGGCCCCCACCUCAGUGGGCUGCUUAAAAUAAAUCGGAGACAACUUCCAGCGCCGAGAACACCUCCGUUGUUCUUGGUAGUGACCCGAUGGCAAAUGGUAUUUUUAUCCUUUUAUGACUACAAAUGGUUCUUUGAAAAAAUGUUUUAGAAACAGAGGACUUUUAAGGUGAAUUUGGACAUCUAAAAAAAUUCUUUUGUAUAGAUAUUGUGAUGUUUUACAAAGCGAUUCUAAUUUUGUUAUUUCUGAAAACAGUGUAAACGUGUAAUUAAUAGAGUAAAGGAUUUUAAAGCUUCAUCCCAUGCUGUAUGUCUGUAAAUACAUUCCAUAAUUUCUAAGUCUGUUACAUAUAAAUGUGUUUGAAUAUUGUCUACUUUAUUUUAAAUUGCCUGUAUUCUGCCAGUAGUGUGAAUUUCUAGCACAUUUAUAAUAUAAAAGGAAACCAUGGGUAAUUUGAAAUAAAGUUUUAAAACUUACGGGACUUACAGUA
Messenger RNA from Grus americana (Whooping crane), 6355 nucleotides. It is a transcript of the gene LRCH3, whose product is annotated as leucine rich repeats and calponin homology domain containing 3. Lineage: Eukaryota; Metazoa; Chordata; Aves; Gruiformes; Gruidae. The coding region runs from base 137 to 2743 and encodes 868 amino acids. Gene Ontology annotation, molecular function: protein binding. The transcript has 23 exons. The record is from RefSeq and is a predicted model, not a curated record.